AUGAAGUAUAAGUAUUGGAAUAUCGCGAUUGCUCCCUUUCAAGGAUUCAUAUCAAGGGCCCAUCAUAACACACGUAUGUGCUUUCUUGCCAAAGCCGUCAAGUACUUAAGUAAUCUAAGACACCCAGAGCCAGUGCACCCUAAGGUCCACGGAUCGCUUCACCACGUCUUCGCAACCCCAAAUCAGCUCACCUGCCAGUUCAAAUCCCUUGAACUUACCAUCAACAUGCCAGAGUCGCAAGCUGUAGGAAAGCUUCCGCCGGGAUAUUGCCUGGAGUCAGGCGUCCCCUCUAUUGCCGAAUAUCGCGAACUCCGCAAGUUGUCGGGCCUCACUCCUGUCACUGAGGCACAAGCUGCUCCCGUGUCGUCCGGGAGCUGGUACGGCUGCCACAUCACCUAUCGCAAAACCGAGGAUGAAAGACCCCGAGCUGUGGCGAUGGGUCGAAUUAUUGGAGAUGGCGGCUGGUAUUUUCUCAUCGCAGACAUGGCUACGCUACCCGAGCACCAGAGGAAGGGACUUGGAAGCAUUAUCCUAACACAUUUACUGGCUUACAUCAAGGAGAACAGUCCGGACGAUGGAAUUCCCUACGUUAAUGUGAUGGCAGAUCCACCUGGACGAAAGCUUUAUGCGAACAACGGAUUUGUUGCCAGUGAAACGUACGAUGAGCUCGGGAUGGUCUUGCUCAUGCAGAAGUAG
Diaporthe batatas is the source of this 696-nucleotide messenger RNA. RefSeq lists its product as uncharacterized. Bases 1 to 696 code for a protein of 231 amino acids. The record is from RefSeq and is a predicted model, not a curated record. The transcript has a single exon. Gene Ontology annotation, molecular function: acyltransferase activity, transferring groups other than amino-acyl groups. NCBI's taxonomy places the organism in Eukaryota, Fungi, Ascomycota, Sordariomycetes, Diaporthales, Diaporthaceae.